AUGAGCAAAAACGUCUUUGACCCCUGCCUGCACUUUGGCCAUGUAGUAGCAACGAAGACGAAGGAUGGGGAGACAUUCGAAGGAGAACUGUACUGUUACGACACAAAUUUGAAGUUUGUGGUUAUUAAGGAUGAUAACAAAAAUGGCACUGCCAAUUUUUACAUUAUAAGGACGGAAAUUAUUGUAGAAAUAGAGAUACGAAGAAGAAUCAAAGUUCUGCAUGACCCUGUUCCUCAAAUCGAGAGGUCCCUUAUUGAGAAGAUAGAAAAAAAGGCCUUGGAAAACUUCGAAAGUAUUAAGGAACGCAUCGGUAUUGGUGUAACGCAGGAGGCACAGGAGCUCUUCGAUUUUAUAUGGAAAACGCACCCAGACUGCACCUGGAGCAACAAAGAUAUUUUGGUCCUCAACGGAGAAGUCCGGAUCAAGCCGCCUUAUGGACCCGAUAACUGCGAGGCGAAGAAUGAAAAUCUCAAGGACAGAUUCGCGACCGUGAUCUCGAAGUUUCGUCAGAAAAGGAAUAUGUCCACUUGUGGCUGA
This is a messenger RNA of Plasmodium cynomolgi strain B, 537 nucleotides long. RefSeq lists its product as hypothetical. NCBI's taxonomy places the organism in Eukaryota, Apicomplexa, Aconoidasida, Haemosporida, Plasmodiidae. The coding region runs from base 1 to 537 and encodes 178 amino acids. The transcript has 3 exons. The record is from RefSeq and is a predicted model, not a curated record.